ACCAUCUUCCUUCCUCUCACAACAAUCUUCUUUUGUUGGACUACUUCCUGUUCCUUUUCUUCCAUCUCUAUCAAUUCUAUCGUGCUAUACAAGCACAACAGAAUAGAGGAUCAGGUCAAUAAAUAGCAAGCAUCUUUGUCAUCGCUAUCGGAUAGCAUUGCAAGUUGCCACUAGACAAAUCAGAUAACUCCACAACUCACAUCACUUCACAUUCCUUUUCAACAUGAUCUACGUAUACAAGAGAGACGGACGCAAGGAGGCUGUCAAAUUUGACAAAGUCACCGCACGCGUUUCCAAAUUAUGCUAUGGUCUCGAUUCAGUAUUCAUUGAUCCCAUCGAAAUUACCAGAAAAGUCAUUGACGGUAUUUACGAUGGUGUCACAACAGUUGAACUUGACAAUUUGGCUGCUGAAACUGCUGCAUACAAGACUACAACACAUCCUGAUUAUGCCGUCUUGGCAGCACGUAUUGCGAUCAGUAACUUACACAAAGAAACACGCAAAUCAUUCAGUCAAGUCAUCAAAGAUUUGUUCGAAUACGUCAACCCACGUAACGGAAAGCAUAGCCCAAUGAUCUCAGAAACAACAUAUAACGCAAUCAUGAAGAACCAAGCACAAUUGGACUCAGCAAUCAUUUACGAUCGUGAUUUCCACUACAACUUCUUUGGUUUCAAGACAUUGGAACGAUCAUACCUCUUGCGUAUCAACGGCAAAGUUGCUGAAAGACCACAACAUAUGUUGAUGCGUGUUGCCGUCGGUAUUCACGGAGAAGAUGUUGAAGCCGCAAUCGAGACAUACAACCUCUUGAGUGAAAAAUACUUCACACAUGCAUCUCCAACCCUUUUCAACGCUGGUACACCAAGACCGCAAAUGUCAUCAUGCUUCUUGGUUUCCAUGAAGGAUGACUCUAUUGAUGGUAUUUAUGAUACACUCAAGAUUUGUGCUAUGAUCUCCAAGAGUGCAGGUGGUAUCGGAUUAAACAUUCACAACAUUCGUGGAACAGGAUCGUACAUUGCAGGUACAAACGGAACAAGUAAUGGUAUUGUUCCAAUGUUGCGUGUCUUCAACACAACUGCUCGUUACGUCGAUCAAGGAGGUAACAAGAGACCAGGUGCAUUUGCCGUUUAUGUUGAACCAUGGCAUUCAGAUGUGUUUGAAUUCUUGGACUUGCGCAAAAAUCACGGAAAAGAAGAAGUACGUGCACGUGAAUUGUUCUAUGCUCUUUGGAUUCCAGACUUGUUCAUGAAACGUGUUGAAGAGAACGGUGAAUGGUGCUUGAUGUGCCCUAACGAAAGCCCUGGCUUGGCCGAUUGCUACGGUGAAGAAUUCGAAAAGCUUUAUGAAUCAUACGAAAAACAAGGCAGAUAUGUCAAGAAGAUCAAAGCACAAAAGUUGUGGUAUGCCAUCCUUGAAUCACAAACAGAGACUGGAAACCCAUUCAUGUUGUACAAAGAUGCAGCAAACAGAAAGAGUAACCAAAAGAACUUGGGUACCAUCAAGAACUCCAACUUGUGCACAGAAAUCAUCGAAUACUGUGCACCUGAUGAGGUUGCUGUAUGCAAUUUGGCAUCAAUUGCUUUGCCUACAUUUGUUGAUCCUGCCACAAAGACAUACGAUUUCAAGAAGUUACACGCAGUUGCCAAGGUGAUCUGUGGUAAUUUGAACAAGAUUAUCGAUAUCAACUAUUACCCAGUCGAAGAAGCACGCAGAUCUAACAUGCGUCAUCGUCCUAUCGGUAUCGGAGUCAACGGUCUUGCCGAUGCAUUCAUGAUCUUGGGCAUGCCCUUCGAUUCACCCGAAGCACGUAAGCUGAACGUUCAAAUCUUUGAAACAAUUUACCAUGCUGCUUUGGAGAGAAGUUGUGAAUUGGCCAAAGAAUUGGGAACAUAUGAAACAUACGAAGGAUCCCCUGCAAGCAAGGGAGAAUUGCAAUAUGAUAUGUGGAACGUUACACCUUCAGAUCUAUGGAAUUGGUCUGAACUAAAAGAAAAGAUUGCAGAGCAUGGUUUACGUAACUCUCUCUUGUUGGCACCUAUGCCAACUGCAUCUACCAGUCAAAUUUUGGGUUUCAACGAAUGCUUUGAACCUUUCACUUCAAACAUUUACACCAGACGUGUGUUGGCAGGAGAAUUCCAAGUUGUAAACCCAUGGUUGUUGCGUACAUUGGUCGAACAAGGAUUAUGGUCAGAAACGAUGAAGAACAGAAUUAUUGCUCACGGUGGAUCAAUUCAAAACGUUCCCGGUAUUCCAGAUGAUAUCAAGAGAUUGUACAAGACAGUUUGGGAAAUCAGUCAAAAGGCAAUCAUUGAUAUGGCAGCUGAUCGUGGAGCGUUCAUCUGUCAAAGUCAAAGUUUGAACAUUCACUUGAGUGCACCUACUUUCGGACAAUUGACAAGUAUGCACUUUUAUGGAUGGAAGAAAGGAUUGAAGACGGGUACUUAUUACUUACGUACAAGACCUGCUGCCAAUGCAAUUCAAUUCACAAUCAGUCAAGAAGAACAAGUUGCCGCUAAAGCAGCCAAGAAGAAAGCUGUUGGCGCACCUGCACCAGCAAAAAGUGAACAAGCGCGAGCAUUUGUUGCCGCAAAGGCAGAUGGAGAUGUUGAAAAGGUUACCAGAAGUGUUGGUCAGAUGGGCAUUGAUGCUUCGAUCACACGUGAUGGACCUGGAGAUAAUCAACUUUCUCAAGAUAGCGGAGCAUCAACUCCUCUAUCCACUCUUGUGAACGAAAGUGAAAAGAGUGAAAGUGUCGUUGACCCAAAAGAAGAUGAAGGAUACAAACGUGCUUUGGCAAGACAGCGUGAAAGAGAAUUAGCAGAUGCAAAACUACAAUGUUCAUUGGAGAACAAAGAAGCAUGCUUGAUGUGCAGUGGUUGAUUGCGUUUUGUGUUCUAUUGUUGUAUUACUUUCUCUUCUCCGUCAUUCAAAACAUAUCAUAUUAUCCAUACUUACAUCAUUGUAUGACAGUCUAUCUUUUUCCUUUGCUCUUUCAUCUUUUUUCUGUGUUUAUUUUCUCUCUCUCAUUCGUACGACAAUCAAUGUAUAGCUUUUCUGCAUAUGCUAGUGUGAAU
Messenger RNA from Meira miltonrushii, 3069 nucleotides. RefSeq names its product putative RNR1-ribonucleoside-diphosphate reductase large subunit. The transcript is spliced from 2 exons. The coding region runs from base 224 to 2875 and encodes 883 amino acids. Gene Ontology annotation, molecular function: ribonucleoside-diphosphate reductase activity, thioredoxin disulfide as acceptor; ATP binding. Gene Ontology annotation, biological process: DNA replication; deoxyribonucleotide biosynthetic process. The record is from RefSeq and is a predicted model, not a curated record. Lineage: Eukaryota; Fungi; Basidiomycota; Exobasidiomycetes; Exobasidiales; Brachybasidiaceae. Gene Ontology annotation, cellular component: ribonucleoside-diphosphate reductase complex.